ACACAUUUCUAUUUUUAAAUUUCUAAAAAUAACUCAAUCUCCUAUAAAAGGGUGAAUUUACUCGAGAAUGUUAGACAGAUAUGUUAAGACUUUGAACAUUUCACUUCUCGGUCAAGUUUUACAGUUUCGUUUAAACACCAAUAUCGGACCAGGUUUCUUGACCUGCUGUGAGUGACUCUUUGACAAUGGUGAAGACACUACAUGACGUGUGCCUGACAUGUAUCCAGAAACGCCUGGACAAAAUACCAGAUGUUGGACGACGCCUUCCAAAUGUACACAAAGAAAUUCUGCUGGAGAGACUCGUGAACCAUGACAUUCUCACUGAGCAUUACUUCAAGGCUGUGCAGAAGAGUUUGUUUAUGAACAAUCUAAGACGAGUGACCCUAUACAAGAGCGAUCAACUUACUGAUGCAAUGUUAAAGACUUUAGGAGAACGUUGUCCAAGCAUGCAUCAGCUGACCAUACACAUGUGCUCAAAAAUCACAGAUAAUGGUAUAAAGUCUGUGACAAAAACACAGAAGGAAUUGAUGAUUCUGGAGCUGAGGAAGCUAGCAAACUUUACAGGGAAAGGCCUGGAACUUCUCAAGUCUCCAACAUUAAAGUUGCUAGAUCUCCGUGGCUGUAAUGCUGUAACCAAUGAAGCUGUUGAAACGGUGACGAGAAACAAUCCUACCAUUUCUAGUCUAAUAAUUUAUGACUGCGGCCAGCUAUCUCCUCAAGUGUUUGCCUCGAUAGCUCAGGCACUUAGACACAAUCUGGAAGAAAUUGAGGGAUGUCCACGCCCAAUGACAGAUGAAAAUAUCACCGCUCUGGCCAGAUUUUGUCCCAACCUUACAAAUUUAAAUCUACUUGGAAGCUCAAAACUGACUGGGAAUGCUUUGCUUGAGUUAUCCCAGGGAUGUACCAGGUUAGAAUCGCUGGACCUAUCCUACUGUUACGGGCUGCAGGAAUCUCCCGACAACCAAUUCCUCUGGACCCUGCCCACCUCUCUCACACACCUAUCUCUCUGUGGAGUUCUACUGGCAGAUGAAGAUCUGGUCGUAGAAACUUUACAACGGUUGAGGCAUCUCAAGUCUGUAAGACUGUGUGGCAUUCCUGCCAUCAAUGACAUCACCUUUCCAAAGAUCCUGCAACACAUUGGAGGGAGCCUUGAGGUUAUAGAUAUCAGCGGAUCACGGGUCCUGACAGACGUGGGUCUGGCAGCUGUGGCCAAGUACUGUACAUGUCUACUUGAACUCGACCUCAGUAUCUCUAAACUGUUGACCGGUCACACCCUGUUGCCCCUCCUACGGGACCCAGAGAGAGCUCCACUCCUUAGAAAGAUUUUCUUGAGUGUACAAAAGAUACAGGCGGAAGUGCUGAUGGCAAUGGCAGAGAGGUGUUGUAACCUGGAGAAAUUUGAUGCCGCCGGAGUGGAAAAGGUGUCGGAUCACUUGUUGAUGACAAUGGCAGCGAACUGUCCGCGACUGAAGCACGUCGGAAUAAAAGGAUGCAAACAGGUGACUGACACAGGAGUGUGUGCGAUCGCUCGUUGCUGUCCUCUGAAGUCCCUGGUGUUGUCGGGGAUACAGUCGAUCACUGACAAAACAGUGUUCACUGUGUCAAACCACUGCCACAACCUCGAGGAGAUCUAUCUCAAUGGCUGCUCGAACGUGUCCACGACCACCAUCAACUAUCUUAUAGACAAUUGUUUACCAAGAGUGUACGUCCAGCACAAGACGCCCAACCUCGUCUCGGAGCACAUAAUGGGCAAGAACAUAGACACAGGAGAGUUCUGUCGGAUGGACUUAUUAAUGGAUAGUGGAAGUGCUAGAUAGCCGUUGUAUCAGGUUUCUUACAGAAUGUUAACACAAAAGAGUUCUGCAGAAUGGACCUAACACAUAUAAAUUGAAAUCCCAGAUAGCUAGGAUUCUGACAGUUUGUUGACAAAGAAGAGUUCUUCAGAAUGGACCUAACACAUAUAAAUGGAAAUCCCAGAUAGCCAUUUUACUAGGAUUCUGAUUGUAACUUUACAAAGAAGUGUUCUGCAAAAUGGCCAAACUAAUGGUUGGUGGAAGUGCUAGCUAGCCAUUUUUUGAUUUUAUCAGGAUUUUCUGCAGGAUGGACCUAAAUCCUUGAUGUCGUAAGUAGCCAUUUUACCAGGAUUCUAAUAGAACCUUUUUACAAAAGAGUUCUGGAGGAUGGACUCAAUACAUGUGGAAGUGCCAGAUAGCUUUUUAAUGAGGAAUCUAUACAGUGUUGAUGUGAUUUGCUAAAACACAAAUUUGAAUCUUUUCUAAAACUUUGAUAAUGGAGUCAUACACGCAAUAUGCAUAUCAUUAUAAACACAUAUUUUAUCACACAAUAGUACAUUGGCUAUAUUAGCACAGUAAGAUAUUAGCACAUCAAACUUCCUUGGACCAAUGAACUUUAAAUAUUUGUCUAUAGUUGGUACUGUAUGUAGAUUAGAACAUCCAAAAUAGGUUGUGUAAAAAAAGCAUUAAAUAUUUAACUUUUUCACCCCUAGGUAACUUGAGUAGACUCGACCAUACAUUCAUCUGGAUGAGUCCAUUAU
Messenger RNA from Mizuhopecten yessoensis (Yesso scallop), 2554 nucleotides. Its product is annotated as F-box/LRR-repeat protein 20-like. Gene Ontology annotation, cellular component: SCF ubiquitin ligase complex. Gene Ontology annotation, biological process: SCF-dependent proteasomal ubiquitin-dependent protein catabolic process. The coding region runs from base 186 to 1817 and encodes 543 amino acids. The transcript has 11 exons. Lineage: Eukaryota; Metazoa; Mollusca; Bivalvia; Pectinida; Pectinidae. The record is from RefSeq and is a predicted model, not a curated record.